AUGGCCUUGCCAACACGGCGGCUGAAGCUGGUGCUGGUGCUGCUGGUGCUGCUGGUGCUGCUGGGAACUGGCAUCGCGAACGUUGAUUCGGCGCUUGUAAAGUCAGAGCCAUUCGACACGAGCAGCUCGGUGGCAUGCAUUUUGUCCGUGUCCGUUGCUCGGACUGGGAGCACGGCGCUGUCCAAGUCUCUACAGCAUCUGCCCAACCAGUUUAGCAUCCUCGAACCUUAUCAUGCCUGGCGAGCCCUUUCCGUCUCAGAUAUCCAGACUCGAUCCAUUCCAAGCUACUCGGACCUUUUCAGCUGUGCUACCUUCCGGACGCGACCCGGCUCCAUCCUCUGGGCCUAUCCGUGCCGUUAUGCCAAUCUGCUCGGCUGCAACACUUCCAACGUUGACGAAUCCUCAUGUCGGCGCUGUUUCCACGGUGUGUGCUCCCCUCUCCUAUCCUGUUGA
Monosiga brevicollis MX1 is the source of this 453-nucleotide messenger RNA. RefSeq lists its product as uncharacterized. The coding region runs from base 1 to 453 and encodes 150 amino acids. The transcript is spliced from 2 exons. Lineage: Eukaryota; Choanoflagellata; Craspedida; Salpingoecidae. The record is from RefSeq and is a predicted model, not a curated record.